Lonchura striata (white-rumped munia) is the source of this 536-nucleotide messenger RNA. NCBI's taxonomy places the organism in Eukaryota, Metazoa, Chordata, Aves, Passeriformes, Estrildidae. The record is from RefSeq and is a predicted model, not a curated record.
GGGUCCCCCUGAGGCGGAUGCGCAGGGCCUGGCGGCGCGGCGCGAUGGAGGCCGGUGGUCACGGGCAGGAGGCCGAGGCGGGCGGCCAUGGCGGCCACAAGAAGAAGCACAAGAAGCACAAGAAGAAGCACAAGAAACGGCACCACCACGAGGCGGGGCCGGCCCCGGGGCCCGAACCCCCUCGGCAGCCGCGGCUGCGGCUCCGCAUUAAGCUGGGAGGGCAGAUCCUGGGCACCAAGAGCGUCCCCACGUUCACGGUGGUCCCCGAAAGGCCGCGCUCGCCGUCCCCCUCCCCUCUGCUGGCAGGGGACGAGGAGGAGCCCAGCGUUCCCAUCGAGCAGUACCGGGCCUGGCUGGGGACCUUCAGCAUGGGCUAUGGAUCUUCUCUGGGGCUACAGACCCUCGGCGUGGGCUACGGACCCUCUGCUGGGGCUACGGACCUUCUGCUGGGGCUAGGGACCCUCGGCAUGGGCUACAGACCCUCGGCAUGGGCUACAGACCCUCGGCAUGGGCUACGGACCCUCGGCGUGGCCUAG